Messenger RNA from Olea europaea var. sylvestris, 2197 nucleotides. RefSeq names its product probable GTP-binding protein OBGC2. The record is from RefSeq and is a predicted model, not a curated record. Gene Ontology annotation, molecular function: GTP binding; GTPase activity. The transcript is spliced from 11 exons. Gene Ontology annotation, cellular component: mitochondrion. Lineage: Eukaryota; Viridiplantae; Streptophyta; Magnoliopsida; Lamiales; Oleaceae. Bases 1 to 1743 code for a protein of 580 amino acids.
AUGAACACCUUUUAUCUUCUCUCGAAUUCAUCACAUCUCAAAGAUCUUAGCCAAACUCACCAUAUAAUAUUAGCGGCUUUGUGCAGGUUAUCGGAUUCUAGCUGUCUCGUUCGAAAUUGCUCCACCCAUAUAAAGUUUACCGGAGUGCCACUGCUGAGUAGCACCGCCACCGCCACCGCCACAGCCACCACACACAUACCUAAGCACCGCAAGAGAAGAAAAAUGCUAUGUUUGGCUCGUCCACAUUGUUCGUUAUCAUUUAUCAACCCCAAUUUUGAGAAAGAGUCGUGGGCUACUCUCUCUGCUUUCACUUCGCAACCUACUCUUCUAAAUAGUUUUCAUAGGAAAGGGGACACUCAUAGAAAUUUUCAAAGCUACUCGCUGAAGAGUGCACUUUCUAAGGUGAAAAAUCCUCCGUCUCCAACCCCCGAGACAUUAGUAAAGGAACCCCAUAAAUAUUUUGAUCAGGUGGUGAUCACUGUCCGUGCUGGAGAUGGAGGUCAUGGAGCCAUCCUUAGUAUGCCUACUCAGAGGGCUGCUUCUAACUCACGAGGAAAAUUUGGUAAAAACAAGAUAAAGGAAAAGAGUUCAUAUAAAAGGGAUUUUGAUGGCUCACUUGUUCUUCCUAUGGGCGGACACGGUGGUGAUGUUGUGAUAUAUGCAGAUGAGAGCGAAGAUUCGUUAUUGGAGUUUCACAAGAAAAGUCGAUACAGUGCAAAACGUGGAGGAAAUGCUGAUUCAAUGGGUGUUCUGUCAUCACAACUGCGUGACGGACUUGCCGCUCCAUCUCUGCGUAUUCCAGUUCCUCCAGGAACAGUUAUAAAACAUAAAAGACGAAAGCUUCUGGCUGAUUUAGCUCGUCCAGGCGAUGAAGUUCUUGUAGCCAGGGGUGGACAAGGAGGGAUUAGCUUGUUGGAAGUCCCUGAGCAUAAAAGGAAGACAACGACAGCUUUAACCACUAAUGUGAUGAGAGAUGACAGUGAUAAGGUUUUGGUUCUUGGUCAGCCUGGUGAAGAGGUUAGUUUGCAGUUGAUACUUAGAGUUGUUGCAGAUGUUGGUCUCAUUGGACUCCCAAAUGCCGGAAAAUCUACUCUAUUGGCAGCCAUUACACUUGCGAAGCCUGAUAUAGCUGAUUAUCCGUUCACAACCUUGAUGCCAAACUUGGGACGCCUUGAUGGUGACCCUAGCUUAGGGGCAGGAAAAUUUUUAUCUGAGGCAACUUUAGCAGAUUUGCCUGGUCUCAUCGAAGGAGCCCAUCUGGGGAAGGGUCUUGGUCGCAAUUUUUUAAGGCAUUUGAGGAGGACUCGGCUGCUGGUCCAUGUUGUUGAUGCAGCUGCUGAGGACCCUGUGAGUGAUUACAGAACAGUGAAAGAAGAAUUGCGGAUGUACAAUCCUAAUUACCUUGAACGACCAUACAUUGUGGUGCUAAAUAAAGUUGACAUUCCCAAGGCAAUGGACAGACUUCCAUCUUUAAAGGAAGAAAUAUUGAGAAUCGGAAGUGACAAGAUUGAUAUGCACACUGAUGCAAUCUCCAAAACUGAUGCCUUUUCCAUGUCAAAUGACAAGGACCAAGCUGUUGAUCAAAAGAUGAAGGAAAUUGAAGCAUAUCCACGACCUCUUGCUGUUGUGGGCGUUAGUGUUCUGAGACGUAUAAACAUCAAUGAAAUGUUAGAGGCCAUAAGGGCAACUCUGCGCCAUUGUCAGGAUAUUACUGGCUUACUGGGAACAUCUGCAGGACAAUGACGAAGUCUGGUGAUCACGAAUAAUUCUAAGGUGGCUGAUGUCGAAUUGUCAUAGUCUGCUACAACUUGAUUUUGGACGAACUCGACCAGCCUGCUGCAAGUCGAAAAUCCCAAUCUGUGUUAUGGCUAUCUCAUGCCUGAAAUGAGCCAUCAUGUACAGAUUCUAGCAAUCGAAUUUACAUUUCUAGGAUGAAUGCACUAUUAAUUCAUCAAACACCUUGAGGUUCCCCAGAUUUGGGCAGUAUGUGCAGUUAGGGUUUUGUAUGGACCUCUUUUCUUCUCUUUUUUCAACCUGGUAAAAAAAUUGGUUUGAUGUUGCUGAAUUGAUGGGCUAGCAUGGUAAUCCAGAUUACUUUUUAUGCAAUUAUUAGCCCGUGUAUCUCAAAUUUUGAGCCCAACAGAGUCGCGUAGUCUACCCUAAAUUCAUUAAGAAUAGUUUGUUGUUGACUUGCUUA